UUGAAGAUCAUUUAUAUUGAAAAACCCAUGAUAUUGCCUCAUCCACUAAAAAAAAGCCCUUCAUUUUAUUCCAAAACUCACUCGGACUUCCAAAAGCAACCUUAAACCAAAUAGAAUCUCCGAUUUCAAGUAUUUUUUUUCUCAAUCGAAAGAUGUUCUAGAACUAUCGAUAGCCAGCUCACAAGCUUCCAAGUGGCCAUAUUCUUUUUCCAUCUUUUCUGCAUAGAAAAUUAUUAAGUAAAAAAGCCCAAGAAAAUGAUUAAACCCAAGGAUGACUCCCAUAUUGAUUGGUCCCAGCUGGCCUUGGAUCUGUUGCUGUACGAUGCGGUGGACAGGAACAUCACUGUGAGCCCGGAACUGGCCAAAGAAUUGCUGAACAUGUGCUUUGGACUCUCGUGUUGUGUUGCAGGUGAUGCCAUGGAUGCGGUCCAUGGGGCCCUGGCGGUGGCAAAAGCCUGCAACCGCAAGUACAUCCUCAAGGCGGAUCUGAGAAUGUUCAAUUACAUCUGUAGCCGGGACAGCGACAGUUCGGGCAGCCCUUCAACGCGAGGCCUGUGACUCUCAGACCUUUUUCUUCGCGACGCCAGUGACUCAGACCUUUUUCUUCGCAAGGCCAGUGACUGUAAGACGGAGGCCUUUGAUUCUUCAACCUUUUACUGGAUCUACUUUCAAUGGCAAAUGCUUUCAAGGCCCAAAACUGAUUAAAACCAGGAUUUAAAUUCA
Molecule: messenger RNA, 723 nt
Organism: Drosophila miranda
Lineage: Eukaryota; Metazoa; Arthropoda; Insecta; Diptera; Drosophilidae
Exons: 2
Coding region: 256-558 (100 amino acids)
Source: RefSeq, a predicted model, not a curated record